This is a messenger RNA of Thalassophryne amazonica, 2758 nucleotides long. RefSeq names its product calcium release activated channel regulator 2Ab (gene cracr2ab). NCBI's taxonomy places the organism in Eukaryota, Metazoa, Chordata, Actinopteri, Batrachoidiformes, Batrachoididae. Gene Ontology annotation, molecular function: GTPase activity; GTP binding; calcium ion binding. The record is from RefSeq and is a predicted model, not a curated record. The transcript is spliced from 18 exons. Bases 115 to 2370 code for a protein of 751 amino acids.
AGAAUGACUUCGACCAUUCUUCUGUGAGGCAAAACUUCAGAACCAAUGCAGGAUCACAGAAAUGCAAAACCUUAACUGAUGGAUGAUGUAAAAGUGUCCUGAAGAGUUUCAGAGAUGGAGGAGAAGGAGGUGAACGGUUUGGAACUCAUCCAGGAGGCAAAUGCCUCCGACUGGGGUCACAUCACCCUCUUGGACAAGACCAAAGAGUUCUUCCAGACCUGUGACACGGAGGGCAAAGGCUUCAUCACCCGGACUGAUAUGCGGAGGCUCCACAGAGAGCUGCCUCUGUCUGCACAGGAGCUGGAAGAAGUGUUCGACUCUCUGGAUACGGAUCACGCCGGCUACCUCACGCUGGAGACCUUCUCCUCUGGAUUCAGUCAUUUUCUGCAUGGUCGGAGGAUUUCACUGUCUGAUGAACCAAGUCCAGUUUGUGGACCAGAAUUUAGGACCAAGGCAUCCCUUUAUCAGAGCCAGUGGGACGCUAAGCUGGCAGGAACAGAGGAUGAGGAGGAGAGACAUUUCUCUAUGUUGCUGGAUAGCCUGGGGGCCAGUAAUGUGUUUGAGGAUCCAGGUGAGGUGCGAACUCUGUGGACCCAGCUCAGGCGAGUUGAGCCUCACCUCCUGUCCAACUUUGAGGAAUUCCUCUCCAGGGUCACCCACCAGAUCAAAGAAGCUCACCAAGAGAAAAAGGAGAUGGAGAGCGCCCUCCAGAGGAAAGCAGCGACGCACAACAGUGAGAUCCGUCAUUUAUAUGAAGAGAUGGAAGCACAGAUCAAAACUGAGAAAGACCGACUCCUUCUAAAGGACUCUGAGCGUCUCCAGGUUCACAGCCAGGAUCUGGAACGCCAACUGUUUUCAAAGGAGAAAGAACUGGAGCACCUUUUCCAGAACCAGAAAAGGUUAGAACUCCAAUACCACGUGCUGAGCAGUGAGAAACAGGAGAGCCUUGUGGAGAACCUCAACCUCAAGUUGACAAAUGACAAACUGUCCCAAGCGCUGGAGGCCACAAACCAGGAGCUGGCACUGGCCCAGGAACAGCUGAACCUCCUACAAGAGCAGGCAAGCCGGCUGAUCCAGGACAAGGAGAUAGAAAUGUACAGAGUGACUGAAGGACUGCAAAGAGAGAAACAAAGUCUCAUGAAGCACCUUGACCUGCUGAGAGAGAUGAAUAAAGAUUUAAAAGAUGAGCGAGAUAUGUGCUGCGCUGCGCCUCAGACCUCACUCCAGAAGCAGCAGCAGCAGAGAGCGAGUGUCGCCAACGCGUCUGACGUCAGCCAACCGGAAAAAAGUGAAGACGAUGCCUCUGCAACCACCACCAGUGCUGUCACAGGUCCAAAGCAGACCACCCUGAAGGAGAACUCCAGUUCAGUGAAGGACCGUUCCAUCUCAGCUCUUGUCAAAAUCCAAGAUGUGAAAUCAAAAGUCAAAAUGUCACCCAGCAAAAACAUUGGGCGAAAAGGGGAAGAGGAGGAGAAUUGGGACACCCCAUGUGAUGGGUGGCAACUCCGGCGAGUCAUCUCCAUCGAGGAGGACCAUCUGCCGGACCUGCUCCAACGUGAGCCCCAGCCGCUACUGCUUCAGCUCAGCGAGGGGCAGAGUGUCUUUGAAGCUGGUGUUGUCAUGGCAACAUGUCAUGCUGCUACCACACCCCCCAGUCAAAUUCCUCCAUCAACGGAAGCAACUCCACCAAGGAAAUCUGUCUUUACCAAAGGAAAGAGGACUCCCAUAUCUCCAAGAGGCCAGCCUGUCGGCAAGGAGGCGGACCAUAAACCAGCAGAGGGAGUUCUGUUUGGACCAGACCGCUUGUUUAAGGUUGUAUUGGUUGGAAACUCCAGCGUAGGCAAAACAUCCUUGCUACGCUCGUUCUGUCAGGGUUGGUUCCAUUCUGCUACCACGCCGACCGUAGGUGUUGAUUACAGUGUCAAAACAUUAAUCCUGAACAAUGUGCGGGUCGCCAUGCAGCUCUGGGACACAGCAGGACAGGAGAGGUAUCGCAGUAUAACCAAGCAGUUUUUCCGUAAGGCCGAUGGUGUGGUGGUGAUGUAUGACAUCACAGCGAAGGAGAGCUUCAAGGCCGUGAAAUCCUGGCUGGCUCAUGUGCAGUCCACUUCAGGAGAAGGCGUCCCAAUCCUCCUGCUGGGAAACAAAGUGGACAUGGGCGGGUCUAGGGAAGUGUUGUUCAAAGAAGCUGACCUCUUGGCUUAUGAAAACAAUCUGAUAUUUUAUGAGGUCAGUGCUUACACAAACCAGAAUGUGGCAGAGUCCUUCACGCGACUGGCCAGAGUGUUAAUGGAGCAGGAGGACAAGGUGAGAGACAAGACGGUUGUUCUCAAAGCGCAUCCUGGAAAGAAGAACUCCUGCUGCAGUUGAAGACCCAGAAAAGUUUACCAGCAGUUUUGGACAAUUCAGUUGCACUGUCUGAAAACAAAUGAUGAAUUUUUAUUUAUUUUUUUCUGACUGUCAUCAGAUCUCUUUGUAGAUUGAAACUGUUCCUUUAAUUGUUAAAGGUGACAUAUCAGUAUUAUUCUCAUAUUUGCAUCUCACACCAGGAACAUGAGGGCCCCUGUUGAACUGAAAAGAUCACCAAUAUCUUGUCUAAAGGUGCUCAUAUUUUACGUAAAUAAUACAUUUAUUAAAUCCUAACAUUUGAUAUUCUUUACUAACAGGGAAUUUUUCAGAAAUUAAAAUGUUACUCUGUUUGGUGUAAAAUAUUUUCGUCAUUUUAUGUUGAAAGCAAAAUAAAAUAAACCAUGUGGAA